UCAUUAGUUGGUUACACUUUUUCAGCCUGCCGUGUUUUUGCUUGCUAAUUUCGCGUUUUAUUUUUUCGAUUAUUUCGUCACAAUCAAGUGUGCGUUUGCCGAUUAACCGAAAAAGUUAUACAAUUGAGUAAUUUUUCGUGAUAUACGGGAUAUUUAUCCGCCAUGGGCCGUCGCUGCUGCGUGGACACAUGUCCAUCGACGUCGCGUCUGCUGGAGCACCACGGCGUGACCUAUCACUCCUUCCCAUUGGACCCCAUUAUCCGGGCCAUUUGGAUCAAGAAUUCGCGCAUCAGUCUAGACCGCCAGAUCACGAAAAGUGUUUUGGUCUGUUCACGUCACUUCCGACGCCUCGAUUUCAACACGAUCCGAAAUGGAAAGUAUUUGCUCAAGCCGCGCGUCUUCCCCACCGUAUUUCCGUGGGGCAAGAUGGACUCCGCUGAGAUAGAGGCAGAUCACCGGGCACUUCAGCACGCCAACGUGGAGGGAGCGACAGGAGCCCCAGGAUCUGCUCAGUCAUCAGCAAACGAAGAUCUGAUCAAAGCCACGGUGGACAAAAUAGUGUCCAAAAUAUUAUCGGAAACUGCAGAACGCAAGGCUAUCGAAGAGGCUAAGGCAGUCAAAACGAAAGAAGAGGCAAAGGCACCUCCUGAAAGCAGCGAAAAUGUUACCAAGGCAGCUGCGGUAGAAGCCCCAGCUACUUCGGGACCCCCAGCAGUUGAAGCUACUACCCCGAUUGGAGGAUCUGCAUCCAAUUCAAACUCACCACUUCCCGGCACUCCACCCAAAUACAGCAACCCACACAACCUGACUAUCGGUGCGCGCUUGGAAGCUCUUAGCGUGGAGGGCAACUGGUUACCAGCCCGUAUCGUCGAAGUAAACGAAACCGAGCAGACGCUCCUUGUGCGUUUUGAGCGCAAUCACAAGCUGAAAGUGUCGCCAUCAACAAGUGGUAGCUUCCAGGAGUGGAUGGCGAUCAAGUCAGAUCGGUUGAGGCAGCGCCUCAGCAAUCGAGUUUUACCCGUUUUCGAGCUGGAAGAAAAGUGCAUGGCCCGCUGGUCGGGGCCGCGCAAAUUCCCGGGCACUAUCCGCAAGCUACUAGGUAACGACACCUAUGAGGUACUCUUUGACGAUGGUUACACCAAGAACGUGCGAGCCGUGCACAUGAAUAAGAUGCCCAAGCAACUGCCUGCUGUUCAGGCAACUGAUGAUGGUACGCCCAAGGUGCCUACUCCAGUCGGUACCCCAGUGAGCGCUGUCCCUCAGGCUCCGAAGAGGGUCAGCACAGGCAGCGUAAGUGGAGCCAGUGGUUCCUCCAGCAAGAAAAGCAAGAGCGCGCCACAGCGCAGGGAUUGGCCUCUGUUGGACAUGGCGACCUUGGAUAUAGCAUCCCUAGGCCUUCCAGAUAUUCCGCACGACGGGGAAUGGACUUGCCACUGGGUAAAUGAUCAGCCAAUCGGAACCGAGGGCUUUCUAAUUGUGGGCGAGCAUCAGAAGCCUACUGUUAUUGUGCAGGACUGGCGCCUACCACCUGGAUGGAUUAAGCACAUGUACCAGCGCUCCAAUGUGCUGGGCAAAUGGGAUGUCAUUCUGGUCUCACCCAGCGGCAAACGGUUCCGCUCCAAGUCCGACCUCAAGUCGUUCCUUGAGUCACAGGAUCUUGUCUACAACCCGGAUGUAUAUGAUUUUAGCAUUCACCGACGACGAGCUAAGGAUAUUAAUGCUUAUGUCUAUACGCACGACUACAAUCCGCAACCACCGCCGAAACCCAGAUCCAUGGAUGUGUCUAUGGACUCCACGCUAGACCAAAGUAACACAUCACAGCCAUCCUUACCAUCCACACCGAUGUCGGUUAAAGAAAGCAAAUACAUGGAAGCGCCGGUGGCUACGCUGAUGCCACCAGCAGAACUAAUGUCUCCGCAAGCUCAGCUCAACGAUGAGGCAAAGGCCAAGACAAACCCAGAACUCCUGGAAGCCAUAGAUGGAGGUCCCACUCAGGUUUUGGCAGGUGAUCCUCCUUUGGUGGAAAACGGCUUCGCUUUCAUAGGAGGUUUAAAAGUCCAAAUACAGGAUAAUCUUUAUGUAUGCCCUCGAGAAGAUUGCGGCAAAACAUACCGCAAAGAGGACUUUUUGCUUAUCCACAUUCGUCAUUAUCACAAGGAAUUUGCCGAAUACGUAAGCCAUUGCCCUAAGAUGCAGGAGCUGGCGGUUAAGCGUACACAUCCCUCAUCCAUCGAACAGGGUGAUGCGGUGCCCAAGAAUCAAAUACCAAACCAGCAAUUCUUUGCCAAGAUGCACCAACAGGAUAUACAGCAGUCGCGCUCAUUUAAGCGUCAGGCGCCCUCAAAUUCGCUGCCAUCUCCUGUAGCUCCGGGAACUCCGUCUACCAUAUCGCCUGCUAAGACUCUGUUGUCUCCCAAAAUUGAGCCUCCAGGCACGUUGAUGCCAGCAGUUGAGCCCGGCAAUCCAGAAAAUGUUAAGCUAGAGGCUGGAGCGCAGCCCCCUGUGAACCCCACAUUAAACCGCUCAUGCAAGCGUGCACGCUACUCACCGACCAAGCGCCCAUCUGGCUCGAGAAAGAGCAACAGGCAGCGGUCUCAACGACGCGCUAAUUUGACAGACAGCCCAGCAGGUCAUUCCUUGAACGAACCAGACGCUGAGGAGACGCGGCAAUCCUUCAAUACACCAACUCCGGAUGUACGUAGCGAUUCUAAGAAACGACGUGUUGGAGCUGCACCAACUCCCAUCAGCUCCAUUGAUUCGCCAGCUACGGCAGAUUCCGUAUCCACUCCGUCAUCCAACGACCAGGCGGAUAUUAAUGCAGCUCUGGCACCACCGCCAGCAGAUACCGUAAAUAAAGCACCACAAUACAUCAAGGAAAACGGUGAGCUUAUACGAAUUGUCCGAAUGCGGCAAGAGGAGAUCAUUAACUGCAUAUGUGAGUACGGCGAAGAGGACGGUCUGAUGAUCCAAUGCGAGUUGUGUUUGUGCUGGCAGCACGGGGCAUGCAACGGGAUAGUUAAGGAGUCGGAUGUGCCGGACAAGUAUGUUUGCUACAUAUGUCGUAAUCCGCAUAGAGGGCGGGACUCAAUGAGAUUUAAGCAUGACCAGGACUGGCUGUUCGAAGGGAAGUUACCUGCAGCCGCGUAUCACACCGCAAAUCCAGUGGCCUCCAAGCAAACCGACUUUUUAAAGCGCUCACAUACGCUUACUGGCAAUUUGUUAGACGCCAAGCGAUCGAUGCACUCUUUGUUAGUGAAGAUCAACAUCGCACGUAACCGCUGUCACCCGAAACUAUAUUUGUGGGCUAAGAAAUGGGACGAGGACAAAGUGGAUGCUUCUGCCUUGACGCCAGUGAAGCGUUCGAAGACUGAGUAUCCUGACCUUCCUAACGUUCCGCAACCAGAGGCCGCCAUCGAUCCAGAGGAGUGUCAAUACCGCUUACUGGAGCAUGUAAAGGUCCAGCAAUCAUUGGUUCUUAAUAGACUCGAUGACAUCGAGGCUGAAAUUGGUGAACUUGAGAGGGAGGACAACAUGGACGAUUUAAAAGAUGAGGAAACCCAUGAAGCGCUGGCUACGUUCAUCAAAGAGCUUGAGACAAUGAAACGCCUCGCCAAGCUUAACCAAGUGGCCAAUCUAAAACAGCGCCAGAAAGAAUCCACCACUAAUCCGUAAUAUUAAUUAUUGAAACGCUUAGAAAGUGAUGAAAAUUAAUUCAUUUCCAUUUAUUGCAAGUCAAAGAAUUAUAAUGAAUGAUGUUUUAAAAUUUAAAUAGUAUGGAAACAGAAAUAGUUUUUUAAUUGCUAUAAUCAUAACUUUAUCAUUUGUUUUCCGAGUUGCGGAAUUUUCCUUAUAAUUAUAUAGAUGUUUAAUAAGAUCAGUUUAAUCCAAAAUAUUACUGCACUGCAAAAAGUUAAAGAGUGUAAUGGGAUUUGAUUUUCAGAUGAGGAGUAUUAGUUCCCAGUCGAUCAAUGUACAAAUACAGAAAAUUCUUAAUUUCA
Molecule: messenger RNA, 3998 nt
Organism: Drosophila eugracilis
Lineage: Eukaryota; Metazoa; Arthropoda; Insecta; Diptera; Drosophilidae
Gene: MBD-R2
Exons: 5
Coding region: 163-3672 (1169 amino acids)
Biological process (GO): regulation of transcription by RNA polymerase II
Cellular component (GO): NSL complex
Molecular function (GO): DNA binding
Source: RefSeq, a predicted model, not a curated record